GUUUGUAGCGCUGUAGUACGCGAUCUUGUUCAUAAAAUUUGCAAAGUUUUGUCAUAUUUACCGUAUUUAAUCAUGGAGAAGAUUGAUAUGGGAUUAGACGAUAUUAUUAAAAUGAAACAAAAGAGGCAAGCAAAGCCAAAGGGUCAAAGAUUCAGAAGUGGAUCCGUGACUGGAAGUGGAACUGGAGCGUAUGGCAUGCAAUCUACCCGGCUACGCCAGCAAAACGUAAAUAACAAGUUCAACUUCAGGUCACAAUAUAAUCGAGUGGCAAAGAACCAACCUACAGUAGCCAUGUAUAAAAAUCAGUCAAAGUACACAAGUAAUAAGAGUUAUGCUUUGCAAGGAACUAGACCACAGCUCAUGAACACUAGAAAGAUGACACAAGGCACAAGGUACGGCGGUUUUAAGUAAUUGA
Priapulus caudatus is the source of this 415-nucleotide messenger RNA. RefSeq lists its product as uncharacterized. The transcript has 2 exons. Lineage: Eukaryota; Metazoa; Priapulida; Priapulimorpha; Priapulimorphida; Priapulidae. The coding region runs from base 73 to 411 and encodes 112 amino acids. The record is from RefSeq and is a predicted model, not a curated record.